This is a messenger RNA of Hippopotamus amphibius kiboko, 2514 nucleotides long. RefSeq names its product male germ cell associated kinase (gene MAK). The record is from RefSeq and is a predicted model, not a curated record. Gene Ontology annotation, biological process: intracellular signal transduction; cilium assembly; intraciliary transport. Gene Ontology annotation, molecular function: protein serine/threonine kinase activity; ATP binding. The transcript has 14 exons. Lineage: Eukaryota; Metazoa; Chordata; Mammalia; Artiodactyla; Hippopotamidae. Gene Ontology annotation, cellular component: cilium; nucleus; cytoplasm. The coding region runs from base 387 to 2258 and encodes 623 amino acids.
AAGAGGCCGGCGCGGGCAGGUAAUCCCGAGCGGGCAGCGGGGCCGCCACCCUCCGUCCGACCCAGCCGAGCCUGUCCUGCGAGGCGGCCCGGCAUGUCCCCUCGGCGCCGUGUCCUAGCUGGGUCAACCUCCGCCGAGAGAAGGGGCCUGGACACUGGGUGUUCAUAAGAAUGGAAGCACUGUUUCUUUGCCAGAUUCCUUAUUGCUACAUCUUAUGAACCCACAUAAUCUUGGGGAAGAGCCUGUGUUUAAUGAUGACAAACCUGUCACCAGUGUAGCAACAGCGGUCUAAGGGCAAAAACGAAUAAAAAUAAAGAAGCAUUUAUAUUUAUAUUCAACAAAGAAGUCAUUUCAGUCAACACCUUCUGCUGCAUCAUUUUUCCACGAUGAACCGAUACACAACCAUGAGACAGCUGGGGGACGGCACCUACGGGAGUGUCCUGAUGGGCAAGAGUAACGAAUCAGGGGAGCUGGUGGCCAUCAAAAGAAUGAAGAGAAAGUUCUAUUCUUGGGAUGAAUGUAUGAACUUGAGAGAAGUUAAGUCUCUGAAGAAACUUAAUCAUGCCAAUGUGAUUAAACUCAAAGAAGUUAUCAGAGAAAAUGACCAUCUUUAUUUUAUAUUUGAAUAUAUGAAAGAAAACCUCUAUCAAUUAAUGAAAGACAGAAACAAGUUGUUCCCUGAGUCGGUCGUCAGAAAUAUUAUGUAUCAAAUAUUGCAAGGACUGGCAUUUAUCCAUAAACACGGUUUUUUUCAUAGGGAUAUGAAACCAGAAAACUUGCUUUGUAUGGGCCCAGAACUUGUGAAAAUUGCUGACUUUGGACUUGCAAGAGAAUUAAGGUCACAGCCACCGUACACUGAUUAUGUAUCCACCAGAUGGUAUCGUGCUCCUGAAGUUUUAUUAAGAUCUUCAGCUUAUAGCUCUCCCAUUGACGUGUGGGCUGUUGGGAGUAUAAUGGCUGAACUAUAUACGUUAAGACCACUUUUCCCAGGGACAAGUGAGGUUGAUGAAAUCUUUAAGAUUUGCCAAGUUUUAGGGACUCCCAAAAAAAGUGACUGGCCAGAAGGGUACCAGCUUGCGUCCUCUAUGAACUUCCGCUUUCCCCAGUGUGUUCCUAUAAACUUAAAAACUCUUAUUCCCAAUGCCAGUAAUGAAGCCAUCCAACUUAUGACUGAAAUGUUGAGUUGGGAUCCAAAGAAACGACCAACAGCAAGCCAGGCAUUGAAACACCCAUAUUUUCAAGUUGGUCAAGUAUUAGGCCCUUCCUCACAUCAUCUGGAAUCAAAACAGCCUUUAAAUAAGCACGUGCAACCACUAGAAUCAAAGCCAUCUGUAGUCGAUCUAGAAGCUAAACCUCUGCCAGACAUAAGUGACCAGACUGCCAGACAGCUCCAGCCGAAAACCAGCCACCAGCCGCUGCAGUCCAUCCAGCCGCCACAGAACCCGGAUGUCCAGCACGCGCCCAAGCAGCAGAGCCAACAGAAACAGCCGCCAACACUGUUUCCAAGUAUCAUCAAAAACAUGCCAACCAAGCCAAAUGGCAGCCUGGGCCAUAAAAGUGCCAGGAGGCGCUGGGGUCAGGCUGUGUUCAAGGCUGCAGACAGCUGGGACGAGUUUGAGGACUGUGAUUUCGGAGCCUCCCAUUCCAAGAAGCCAAGCAUGGGUGUUUUCCAAGCAACGAGGAAAAGAGAUUCUCCAUUUCGGCUUCCAGAGUCGGUACCCACAGGCUCCAGCCACUCCACAGGGGAAAACAAGAGCUUACCUGCCGCUAUCUCCCUAAAAUCUGAUUCUGAAUUGUCAACUGCUUCAACAGCUAAACAGUACUAUUUGAAACAAUCAAGAUACCUUCCAGGUGUAAACCCCAAGAACGUGUCCUUGCUAGCCAGUGGGAAGGAUGUAAACCCACACACCUGGAAUAACCAGUUGUUUCCUAAGUCACUGGGGCCCAUGGGGGCAGAACUUGCUUUCAAAAGGAGUAACGCAGGAAAUCUUGGAAGUUAUGCUACAUACAAUCAGCCAGGAUAUAUUCCUUCCUUUCUCAAAAAAGAAGUGGGGUCCGCUGGCCAGAGGAUACACUUAGCACCGCUCGGUGCAACAGCUUCAGAAUAUCCCUGGAACACAAAAACUGGUUGGGGGCAGUUUUCAGGACCUACUUAUAAUCCUACAGCCAAGACUCUAAAUAUUGUGAACCACGCACAGCCAGUCUCCUCCGUGCACGGGAGGACAGACUGGGUGGCCAAGUACGGAGGCCACCGGUAGGAGUCUGGUGUGAAGCUGCACAGCAUCGCUCCACAGAGUCCGUGCAAGUCCCCUGGCCCUGGGAAAUGUCUACAGAUGUCUAUUUCUACUGCGUUCUGGGAGAAAUGUGUAAUAGUGGGUACUCUGAAGAGCAAAAAUCAUCUAUUUUCUUUCUUUCCUAGAAAUGAAAUGCAUUUUCUUAGCAUCUUUGCCCACAGUGCUGAUAUAUGGGUAGGACUUUACAAAGUAUUGAAUAAACUAUUUGCCAAAGUAUCAA